This is a messenger RNA of Mytilus trossulus (common blue mussel), 635 nucleotides long. RefSeq lists its product as uncharacterized. The transcript has 4 exons. NCBI's taxonomy places the organism in Eukaryota, Metazoa, Mollusca, Bivalvia, Mytilida, Mytilidae. The record is from RefSeq and is a predicted model, not a curated record. Bases 72 to 488 code for a protein of 138 amino acids.
AAUAAUUAAAAAAAAAUAUAGACAUUUAAAUCGUUAUUUCUUAAUAAUUUAACUGUAGCGCUGGUUCAGACAUGGAUGCUGUUAUUUUCGUCACACUUUUGCUAAUUCUAGUAAUUGCUUUGGUAGACGGUCAGACGUGUUACCUAGGCUACAAUCUUUGUACAGGAUAUAAUUGGUGCUGUCCUGAUGGUUACGUUUGCACUGGGUCAACAACCUGUUUAUCUAUUGGAGCAAUAGUCGGAGCCUGCAUUGGAGCUAUAGUUGGUCUUGUAUUUUUCAUUGUCCUAAUAUACCUCUGCUGCAGAUCAAAGAAAGGCACAGUUGGAACUGUUGUAACACAUCCGGGUGCUCACACAGUAGUUGGACAACAACAGUAUGGUCAGCAAGCUUAUGGACAACCGCCUGUAUACGGUCAACCACAGUACGGACAAUCAAGUGGGAUUGCACAGCCAGCCUCUGAUCCAGUAUAUCCACCUACUAAGGAAUAACGUGUGCGUUACAGAUACUUUUUCAAGACCUUAACGUUUAUUAUAUCUAUCGAAAUGCUAUUGCGUGUAUUUUACAUAACCUCUUCACAUAUGUAUGUUUCCCUUAUGCAGUACAUGUGAUAAUAAAAUAAAAAUAUUAUUCUGUUA